GAAACACCUCCUCUGCGGAAGGUCGCUCAAACCGCACCUUCUCUCUCUCUGUUCCUCCUUAGGGUUCUAUCCCUCAUCGAAAGCUUCCUUUGGAAUGCGGAGACCUAGCAACCCAGCUACAGAACAGGAUCCCUUCUACAUGAGAAGCAAGCACACACGAUGGCUGAUCCCCGGGGCCCUGUAGACCAUGGAGUCCAAAUUCGCUUUAUUACAGAGCCAGAGGAUGCUACUGAGAUGGGCACCCUUCGCCGGGGUGGGAGGCGCCCUGCUAAGGAUGCGAGAGCCAGUACCUAUGGGGUCGCUGUGCGUGUGCAGGGCAUUGCUGGGCAGCCCUUUGUGGUGCUUAACAGUGGAGAGAAAGGAAGUGACUCCUUUGGGGUCCAAAUCAAGGGGACCAACAACCAGGGGUCCCCAGGAGCUCUGAGCUCUGAUUCAGAGCUCCCCGAGAAUCCCUACUCUCAAGUCAAGGGAUUUCCUGCCACUUCUCAAUGCAGCACAUCUGAUGAGGAGCCCAAGGACCCCUGGAAAGGAAGACUGCUCCGUUCCCAGUCACAAGCCUCUCUGGUAGGGCUUGCGUCUAUGGGUCCUAGCAAUAGGAGCACCAGCUUGCUGGAACUAGCCCCUCAAAAGACUCCCCGUGUUAACACCAUUGACACUGCCCCCUUGUCUUCAGUGGACUCACUCAUCAACAAGUUUGACAGUCAGAAGGGGGCCCCGGCCCGCGGUCGGACUGGCCGCCGCAUGCGGACACUUCCUCAUGAACAGCGCAAGCGGAGCCAGAGUCUGGACAGCAGGCUCUCACGGGACACCGGUGAAGAUCGGGAACGCCGGUCAAACAACCACUGGUCCUCUGGUACAAAGUAUGACCACUAUGUGGACAGUUCAAAGCAGCCAUCUAAGAGCCAGAGCCCUCUCAGCAGCUUUAGCCGUUCCCGUCAGACUCAAGACUGGGUGCUUCAGAGUUUUGAGGAGCCACGGGAGAAAGCACAGGAUUCUGCCAUGGUGCAGUUCAAAUCAACUCCAGACCUCCUCCGGGACCAGCAGGAGGCAGCACCACUAGGCAGUGUGGACCAUGUGAAGGCCACCAUCUAUGGCAUCCUAAGGGAGGGAAGCAUGGAAAGUGAAGCAUCCGUGAGGAGGAAAGUUAGUUUGGUGCUGGAGCAGAUUCAGCCUCUGGGGACCGUUUCUCCUGCUUCUACUAAGGCUCUGGCAGGGCAAGGUGAGCUUACCCGAAAGGUGGAGGAGCUGCAGAGACAGCUGGACGAAGAGGCAAAGAAGCGGCAGAAGCCAGAACCAUCCAGGGUUGGGCUAGAGAGGCAGCUGGAGGAGAAGGCAGAAGAGUGCACCCGACUGCAGGAGCUGCUGGAGAGGAGGAAGGGGGAGGCCCAGCAGAGCGCCAAGGAGCUUCAGAACAUGAAGCUCCUCCUGAGCCAGGAAGAAGGACAUCGGCAGGGGCUGGAGACCCAAGUGAAGGAGCUGCAGAUCAAGCUGAAACAGGGCCAGAAUCCUGAGCCUGCAAAAGAGAUUCUUCUAAAGGACUUGCUAGAGACCCGGGAACUCCUGGAAGAGGUCUUAGAGGGAAAACAACGAGUAGAGGAGCAGCUGAGGCAGAGGGAACGGGAGCUGACAGCCCUGAAGGGGGCCCUGAAAGAGGAGGUGGCCUCCCAUGACCAGGAGGUGGAGCACGUCCGGCUGCAAUACCAGCGAGACACAGAGCAGCUUCGCCGGAGCAUGCAAGAUGCGACCCAGGACCACGCUGCAGUGGAAGCUGAGAGGCAGAAGAUGUCUUCCCUGGUGCGGGAGCUGCAAAGGGAGCUAGAGGAGACGUCAGAGGAGACAGGGCAUUGGCAGAGCAUGUUCCAGAAAAACAAGGAGGAGCUGAGAGCCGCCAAGCAGGAAGUGCUGCAGCUGCGGAUGGAGAAGGAGGAGAUGGAAGAGGAACUUAUGGAGAAGAUGGAGGUCUUACAGAGGGACUUGGAGCUGGCCCGAGCCGGUACAAGAGACACUCAGCAGGUGGAGGAGCUCAGAAAGGAGCUGCGACGCACCCAGGGGGAGCUUAAAGAGCUGCGGGCAGAGCGGCAGGGCCAGAAGGUGGCCGGACAGCAGUGGGACCAGGAGGUAGAGAAGCAGCUGGCGGUGCUGAGGGCUGAGGCUGAUCGAGGCCGAGAGCUGGAACAGCAGAACCUCCAGCUGCAGAAGACUGUGCAGCAACUGCGGCAGGAGUGUGAAGAGGCUUCCAAGGCUAAGCUGGCAUCAGAGGCAGAGGCCAUGGUGCUGGGGCAGCGUCGGACAACAGUGGAGACCACGCUUCGGGAGACCCAGGAGGAGAAUGAUGAAUUCCGCAGGCGCAUCCUGGGUCUGGAGCAGCAGUUGAAGGAGGCCCGAGGCCUUGCGGAGGGAGGGGAAGCAGUGGAGGUUCGACUUCGGGACAAAGUGCGUCGGCUGGAGAUAGAGAAACAGCAGCUACAGGAGGCUCUGAAUGCUGCCCAGGAGGAGGAGGGGAGCCUGGCAGCAGCCAAGCGGGCUCUGGAGGUCCGGCUGGAUGAAGCCCAGCGGGGGCUGGCACGCCUUGGGCAGGGACAGCAAGCACUGAGCCGGGCCCUAGAGGAAGAGGGGAAGCAGCGGGAGGCUCUCCGAAGGAGCAAGGCCGAGCUGGAGGAGCAGAAGUGUUUGCUGGACAGAACUGUGGACCGACUCAACAAAGAGCUGGAGCAGAUUGGGGAUGACUCCAAGCUAGCCCUGCAGCAACUCCAGUCCCAGAUGGAAGAUUACAAGGAAAAGGCCCGGAAGGAAGUAGCUGAUGCCCAGCGUCAGGCCAAGGAUUGGGCCAGUGAGGCCGAAAAGAACUCAGGGGGGCUGAGCCGGCUUCAGGAUGAGCUGCAAAGGUUGCGGCAGGCUCUGCAGACAUCUCAGGCUGAGCGGGACACAGCACGGCUGGACAAAGAGCUGCUGGCCCAGCGGCUGCAGGGGCUAGAGCAAGAGGCUGAGAACAAGAAACGCUCCCAGGACGACAAGGCUCGACAGCUGAAGAGCCUUGAGGAGAAGGUGGCACGACUGGAAGCAGAGUUAGACGAAGAGAAGAACACGGUGGAACUGUUAACAGAUCGCGUGAACCGUGGCCGUGACCAGGUGGAUCAGCUGAGGACAGAGCUCAUGCAGGAGAGGUCUGCUCGACAGGACUUGGAGUGUGACAAAAUCUCCCUGGAGAGACAGAACAAGGAUUUGAAGACCCGGCUGGCCAGCUCAGAAGGCUUCCAGAAGCCCAGUGCCAGCCUCUCCCAGCUUGAGUCCCAGAAUCAACUAUUGCAAGAGCGUCUGCAAGCUGAAGAGAGAGAGAAGACAGUUCUGCAGUCCACCAAUCGGAAACUGGAGCGGAGGGUUAAGGAGCUCUCUAUCCAGAUUGAUGAUGAACGGCAGCAUGUCAAUGACCAGAAAGACCAGCUAACCCUGAGGGUGAAGGCUUUGAAGCGGCAGGUGGAUGAAGCAGAAGAGGAAAUUGAGCGGCUGGACAGCCUACGGAAGAAGGCUCAGCGGGAACUGGAGGAACAGCAUGAGGUCAAUGAACAGCUCCAGGCCCGGAUCAAAGCCUUGGAAAAGGAUGCCUGGCGAAAAGCUUCCCGCUCAGCUGCUGAGUCAGCCCUCAAACAUGAGGGGCUGAGCUCUGAUGAGGAAUUUGACAGCGUCUAUGACCCUUCAUCCAUUGCAUCACUGCUUACUGAGAGCAACCUGCAGACCAGCUCCUGUUAGCUCAUGCUCUACUAAGGACCACAAACGGGCUUGUGGUCAAGCCUCGCAGCCAUCAUCCAUCCAUUCUCUGCUUUGCUCUGUCCUGCCUGCCUCAGAGUCUUGUUGUUUUUAUUUUUUUGUUGUUUGUUUGUUUUUUGUCUUGUUUUGUUUUUUCCUCUAAGGGUGAUUCAGUUCAGACUUAAGACUGAAGUCAGGGAGGAGUCAGGGUGAUGGUAAUCAACAAAUAUAUUAGCAAUGAGCUGCUAGGUGGGCUUGUCCUUUUCACUUGAAGAGUGGGUAUUUAGGCCUGCUGAGCCCUUCCUAGGGUUCUGACCUCUCCAUCAUCUCCCCUGCAGAGUGGGCCUAAUGGUCCACAUAUAUACUAGGUGGGUCUUUGAAGAACAGGAAGGGAUGGAUGUUGCCAUGUAUGUAAAGCUUUAUUUCUUUAAUAUUUAACCAUAUGGCUCAGGAAAAUACCCAAUGUUGUUCUGCUCCUUGAAUCCCUACAACUUUUGUCCCUCCCCCUCUGGAGCAGGGGAGGGAGGAUUAUGGGUAAAGGGCAUGGGGGUGUGGCUCUACCCACUCUCAGACCCUUCUUUUUGCACAGGCGUAGGUCCAUGUGGUAGUCCCUAGCAUCUCUUCAGUCACACUGCUUUUUGUUUUCUUCAAGUCACUGGGUCCAGGGGACCGUUCGACUUUCUUUUCCAUCUUUACCAUCCCUGCCUUGCUGCUUUACUCUCAGUGCCUUACCAGUGUGAGAGAUGAGGAUGCUGUUCUUGCCUUCCAUAAACCUGCACAUUCAUACCUCUCCAAAGACCAGCCUUUCCUCAUUGGAGGCUCUCAGCCUGUCUUCCUUCCCCAGUGACUAGGCAAGAGAGCUACAGGCUGCUCUGCCAACCAGCCUCCAGGAGAAGGACUUCUAUAGGGUGGUGGGGACUGGCUCUGCUCAGGGUUUCCAUCUUCUCGCCCUCUGUGACUCUGGAUGCUGCCAUAGGUGGUUGUACCUGGGAACCAUGGCGGCAUUUUAUACAGGCUCUAAAAGCAAACAUCUAGUCCCAGUGGCCUCCUUGUGGCUUCUCAGACCAGAUGUACCCAGCCUCUGUAUAGAUCCUUGCUUUUCUCAGGAAGUGGGUCCUGAUUCAGAGCUUUUCCAUGAAGUUAGAAGCUGAAUCUCAGAGAUGGGAAGGGGUAACGGAGAAUAUAUUCCUCCUUUGAGUUUUGGGGCGUGCCAGGUUCUGGUGGGUGAAGGUAAUGGGGAUGGUUCACCUCUUAUUUCCAAAGUAAGUUCUGUUCUCAUUAAUGAUGUGUAAUUUCAUGAUUAAAAAAAGAUAUUCUGAAAAUCAGAUAUUUUCUUCCAAUCCAACCUCAGUUUAUUUUAAAUUAAAUAUUAAAAUGACAUAUCUAUAUUGAA
Meriones unguiculatus (Mongolian gerbil) is the source of this 5137-nucleotide messenger RNA. RefSeq names its product cingulin (gene Cgn). The transcript is spliced from 21 exons. The record is from RefSeq and is a predicted model, not a curated record. Lineage: Eukaryota; Metazoa; Chordata; Mammalia; Rodentia; Muridae. The coding region runs from base 160 to 3747 and encodes 1195 amino acids. Gene Ontology annotation, cellular component: myosin complex.